Mugil cephalus (flathead mullet) is the source of this 2351-nucleotide messenger RNA. RefSeq names its product serine (or cysteine) peptidase inhibitor, clade H, member 2 (gene serpinh2). Gene Ontology annotation, cellular component: endoplasmic reticulum. The transcript has 5 exons. Gene Ontology annotation, molecular function: serine-type endopeptidase inhibitor activity. NCBI's taxonomy places the organism in Eukaryota, Metazoa, Chordata, Actinopteri, Mugiliformes, Mugilidae. The record is from RefSeq and is a predicted model, not a curated record. Bases 240 to 1499 code for a protein of 419 amino acids. Gene Ontology annotation, biological process: negative regulation of endopeptidase activity; collagen fibril organization.
ACGGACCACAGAGGUAGUAAUGCGUUUAGCGUAAGUUGUCGGUGAAGUUUCUGGAAGUUUUAGAAACUUAAAAAAAAUAAAAAAAAAUAAAUAAAAAGACGAGGGGUGAAGUUGAGGGGAGACUUCCUCCGCGAGGCUGCCACGUCUGAACCCAGCAUCGGCUCUACUUCCUCUGGAGCUCAGCUGGAAGAGACGGCGACGGAGGGCAGGGACACACGUAAAUUAAUUAACGAUCUACCAUGCUGCCCAGACUGCCUUUCUUCCUGCUCGUUUCCUUGCCAUCCCUCCUGGUGGGAAGCAGCACCACUAAUUCAACCAAGACUCAUCCUCCGCCACGUCCUCCUCCUCCUUCCCCUCUGGGUGACCCGAGCUGGGCUCUGGGUCUGCGCCUCUACCAGGCCCUCCGCUCCGACCCGAACGCCGUAAACACCGUCUUCUCCCCUCUGCUCGUGGCCUCCUCGCUCGGGGCGCUGGCCGAAGGCUCUUCCGGUAAAACCGCCAGCCAGGUGCAAGACCUCCUCAAGCCGACCUCCUCCUCCUCCAAAGCAGGAGCUCAGGUCGGGGACCUCCUGUCCGCCGCGUUGAAGAGCGUCGCCGAAGCCAACGGGACCAGCUUUCACUUGCAUGCAGCCUCGGCCGUGUUCGCCAAGCAGGCUCCCGCGGUCAGCAAGGAGUUCGCAAAGAAGAGCCAGACCAGGUUCGGGCUGCGGCACCAGGCGCUCGGGAAAGGAGACAGCAAGGCUGACCUGAAGCAGCUCCGUGACUGGGCUAAGGCUGGACUCAGUGGGCUGGAGGCAGCUCCUCUGGGGGAUGAAAUCAAGGCUAAGGCCGGAGCGCUGAUUCUGGCAAAUGCUCUACGCUUUAAAGGGCUGUGGGAGAGGGAGUUCAGCGAGGAGAGCGCGGACCGUCGGACCUUCCUGGGGAAGAAAUACACCAGAGUGGUGAUGCUGCACAGAGCAGGCUUGUUCCGUUACCACGAGGACGUGGAGAACAUGGUGCAGGUCCUGGAGGCGCCCCUGUGGGCGGGCGGGGCCAGCCUGGUGCUGCUGCUGCCGUUCCACGUGGAGGACCUGUCCCGGCUGGAGAAGCUGCUGACCCUGGAGCGCCUCUCCAAGUGGCUGGAGGGGGCCGGCGUCAGCAGCGUGGCCGUCUCCGUGCCCAGGGCCAACGUCACCAGCGCGCUGAGUCUGCAGAAGCAGCUGUCCGCUCUGGGACUGAGCGACGCCUGGGACCAGAAGGCGGCGGAUUUCUCCGGGGUGUCGGACAAGGGCGGGGGGAAGCUGCACCUGGGUGGCGUCCUGCACUGGGCGUCCCUGGAGCUGGCGGCCCAGGCGGGGAAAGGGGACGCGGACCUGGAGGAGGAGCACGUGCAGGACGCCAAGCUCUUCUACGGCGACCACCCCUUCGUCUUCUUCGUCAGGGACGACGCCACCGGGGCCCUGCUGCUGAUGGGGGCUCUGGACCACGCGGAGGGGGAGGCUUUACAUGACGAACUGUAGCGUCCGUCCUUCCCUCCUUCUCGUCUCUUUCCCCUCUCGGAGACGACACAGCGGCUCCUCAGUCGAGACAUUGUCAUUCAGCGUAGCACACUAUCACAUCAGACCACGGCUGGCUGUCAUGCAUUGACACCGCGUAGUCGCACACUGUGACUGACACCGACACCGACACUUACACACUCGCUUGUGUGCACAGCAGCACCUACAUGGCACAUAUAAGUGAAAAUACUGUACAAGACAUUACUCGCGGUGACGGAUGCAGCUAAAACUUUUGAGAGGCUCCCUUGUCUUUUUUUUUUUUUAUUUUUACACUCACCCACGACACACAUUGAAGGCCUCGGUGAUCAAGUCGACACAGAAUGACAAACACAGAGCGCGCCGACGAACGCGCUGACACCGGCCUCGACAGAGAACUCGAGCAAACGGAGGCCGGCGGCGGCGCUCGGCGUGGCCGCGGCCCGAGCGCUGACGGGCUCCCCUGGGCUACAUCUGAGGAAGACUGAUGGAUCAGGCAAGUGCUUAUUGAUGAGCCAGCUUAAUGCUAAUGACUGUGAUGCGUUACGGCGCUUGUCAACAACGCGAAGGGGACGGGGGAACCUUUUAAUCUCUUAAUGCCAUCGGGGGAUCGAUGACACCAUUAUGCCGCUGGAAGCAAACAUGACUGACACGGCUCGACUUACAUGUAACAGCCUGGUAGGGGUUAGAGGCGCUACAGGAACUUGAUUUCCAUUUGUAUAUUGGGAGUUUUUUUUUAUUGUACUAUAAUGAGGGAUGAGGGUGCUUUUUGCUUCUAUUCACUUGCGGAUACAAGAAAUCAAACAUUUCCUAUUAAUAAAUAAUGCGUGCGAAUCGCCA